Messenger RNA from Alosa alosa (allis shad), 1141 nucleotides. The record is from the annotation of a RefSeq genome assembly. NCBI's taxonomy places the organism in Eukaryota, Metazoa, Chordata, Actinopteri, Clupeiformes, Clupeidae.
AUGGCAAGCCUACGAAAAACCCACCCACUCAUAAAAAUCGCCAACGACGCACUAGUCGACCUCCCAGCCCCUUCUAACAUUUCAGUUUGAUGAAACUUCGGCUCACUUUUAGGGAUGUGUUUAGCGGCACAAAUUUUAACAGGACUAUUCCUGGCUAUACACUACACUUCUGAUAUCGCAACGGCAUUCUCUUCUGUCGUCCACAUUUGCCGUGACGUAAACUAUGGAUGACUAAUCCGGAGCAUGCACGCAAACGGAGCAUCAUUCUUCUUCAUCUGCAUUUACGCCCACAUUGGCCGAGGACUUUACUACGGCUCAUACGUUUACAAGGAGACAUGAACCAUUGGAGUAAUCCUUCUCCUUCUUGUUAUAAUGACUGCCUUUGUAGGCUACGUUCUCCCCUGAGGACAAAUAUCUUUCUGAGGGGCCACAGUAAUUACCAACUUGUUAUCUGCCGUCCCAUAUGUGGGAGGCGCACUAGUAGAAUGAAUCUGAGGGGGCUUCUCCGUAGAUAGUGCCACUCUAACCCGAUUCUUCGCAUUCCACUUCCUAUUUCCCUUCGUAAUUGCAGGAGCCACAAUCCUCCACCUCUUAUUCCUACACGAAACAGGAUCAAAUAACCCGGCUGGUCUUAACUCAGACGCUGACAAAAUUUUAUUCCACCCAUACUUCUCCUACAAAGACCUUCUGGGUUUUGCAGCUUUACUACUAGCGCUAAUCUCGUUAGCCCUCUUUUCACCUAACUUGCUAGGAGACCCAGAUAAUUUCACGCCCGCCAACCCCAUGGUCACCCCACCCCACAUUAAACCAGAGUGAUACUUCCUGUUUGCCUACGCCAUCCUACGUUCAAUCCCCAACAAGCUAGGUGGAGUAUUAGCCCUUCUAUUCUCCAUUUUAGUACUAUUAGUAAUUCCCACCCUGCAUACCUCAAAGCAUCGAGGACUAACAUUCCGACCCAUUACACAGUUCCUAUUCUGAGCUUUAGUACUAGACGUUGUUGUCUUAACAUGAAUUGGAGGAAUACCAGUAGAGCACCCCUACGUCAUUGCCGGACAAGUGGCCUCAGCAGCCUACUUCUCUCUGUUCUUAAUUCUUACCCCACUAGCCGGGUGAGCAGAGAACAAAGUCCUAGAAUGAAACU